GUCUCCGGUGUUAUCCAGUCUCGACUCUCGCGUCGUUCGUUACGGAGCCCAACAACCACCAAAAACGGCAGGUGGUCAACAUCAUGUGCUAUUGUGGGUGACAAAAAAACGCGAUUUAUUUUUUCAAACGACAAUUAACCGAAACGAAACACCCUCCAGAGCUUACAAAAAGCCAAAUUUGGAGACGAGACUUUCGCAUCGCCAUUUUGAUGUUUUUGGAGGGAGGAAACGGUCAUUCCGUAUUGCACAAUGCGGAAUGAUGACGUCACAGCAUCAGUUGGUGGAAUUGGGGCUGGAUUGUUGUAGAACCGGUGACCAGUAGGCAUUUACAAUGUUCAGGGGGUGAAUAAUAAAAAAUAUGAAGUGGAGGUGUCGAAAUCACCUGCGUGCGAAGAAAAAGCGGAAGAUUGGUAAUUGUGAACAACAGUGUGAGAAUGUGAAUGAAUUUUCGUGAUUUUUUUUAUUCAUUAUUACUCCCAGAGAACAUUUUUUGUUGAUAUAAUCACUCGACCGGACGCCAUUUUGUUCCCUUGGAUUGUAUUGUAGUGGUUCUCGCCGAUUUAUGUGGCCAGAGGAGGCACAAGUGGGUCCAUUCCGUACGUUCUUGGGACUCACCGAUAAUUAGUUGUGUGAUUUUCUAUUAUCCCCAAUAGUAGGGAGAAUUUUACGAAAUUUUUUGGGUUGAGCAUUGGAUAUUUUUGUGAGGAGAGCCCGGAUUGCCAUGGGGAAGUUCAGCCCGACGAGAGUAACUAUGGACUGGCAUGGCGUUGUCGCCCUCACCUGUGCACUGAUGCUGACGAUAACACGAUCGGGAGGAAACGCUCUAGCUGCCCAAAUACCAUCUGGACAUGGUCUUCCCACCUCGACUGCUGCGGUUGCAAGCACCGUGCGGAUCGAAUGUGCGAGUGAAUCGAUAAUUGUUCACAUAUCCACGGAAGGAAACACCGUUUUCCAUGGGCUCGUGUAUCCCCGAGGACUAUCAAAGAACAGCUCCUGUUUACAGGAAUUCCGGAGUGAGCCAGCACCGAUAACUUAUCAUCUGCCUCUCAGAUCAUGCAACACCAUGCCCACAGAGUUGGAGGAUGGUGGAAUAGAAUAUUUCAACACAAUAGUGGUUCAGCCUCACUUGAAACUUGUAACGAAUCAGGGCCGAGGCUUUCACGUUCGAUGCCGUUAUCAAACUCGAGACAAAAUCAUCACCAAUGAUCAGACGCGCGUUGCCAUGUUGCAAUCGCUUCCGUUACAGGCAAUGGCUCCCAUGCCCGGCUGUACCAUGAAAAUAUUCUCUGGUGAUCCGACUCGUCAUCACGUUGCCGAGAAUGUGAAAAUAGGAGAUCCAUUGACACUUGUUAUCAGCAUCGAUAAACAGGAUAUGUUUGGACUUAAGAUUUCUGAUUGCAUUGUCAGAGAUGGACUUGGAUGGGGUGAGCAAAGGCUCAUUAAUGAUGAAGGAUGUCCAGUUGAUGGCGAAAUAAUGGGCCAGUUCACGUACAGCGAGGACAAGACAGAAGCUCGAGUUAAUUUUCAAGCACACAAAUUCCCUUACACUGCCUCGGUCUACUAUCAGUGCAAUGUGCGACUAUGCACAACACACGGUGGUGGAUGUUCAGAUACGCCUCCAGAGUGCAACGAAGUGGGACGACGAAAGAGAGAGGCAGCAGGUAGAGCCAUUGAUGAUAAGGAUUCGGUGGGAUUCGAUGGUACGCCAGCGACAAUCGAAGUUUAUAGUGGAUUGUACGUAAAUGAGGCGUCCGAUCUGGGGGGAAAGACCGAUCCAAUAGACGAUGUCUUCCGAGAAAGAACAAUCAACGAUAGCGAUGCAAUUUGCAUAUCCCAACGGAGCUUCGCCAUUGGCAUUGCAAUCGCCGGAUUAAUCCUGAUGGCAGCGGUCGUAGCAGCAAUUUUAGUACUUCUAGCUAAAAGACGUCACAAGAACGUAUCCACCACUGGCUCCUCGAUCUACAGUGGCCCCUACACAAACACAGCUUACAGUCACAGCAGCUGAAUAAAUAUAUCCAUAUUCUAAUCUUCCCGAUCAAUUAAAGUAAUCAGAGAAUUUUUCUCAACUUUAUCGACUCAACACUUCGAUUCGUCGGGCUGAAAUUCUUGUUUUCGGACGAAAACGAGAAGAACUUUGAUUUUCUAUUCUCUUGCUCAAGCUUUGCCUUGUAUUAAUACUCCUUAGUACCCUCAGCGAAUAAUGAGGGAGGACGAUUAAGAUCCUAGUUUUUAUACAGCCGAGUCGAAUGGCCGUUCAUACCUCUGUUAACAUGAAUAUUAUUUUUUAAGAGUUGAUUUAUUCAUUUGACUUUUUUCCUCUGGUCCGGGCUCGACUAUCUUUGUUCAGGAUCAUAUCUCGUCUUCAUUAGGGCUUUCAAAUUGAUUAGGCUCAUUAGAUUGGGAGAAAACUGAGAGAACUAUUUUUAGGUGAUUUUUCAAUGAUUUUUAGAUCGGAAAAAAGGAAGGAAGGAAUUUCAAAUUUCAUCUUUUUUGAAACCUACAAAACAAAUUUAUUAGUUGAAGAGUGGAAAUUAUUGCCAUUUUGAGUGAAUUACUAAUUGAUAAAAAUAUAGAUUAAAAUUGUAAUUGGGCAAUCAAUGGGUGAUGGGUAAAAGCAGGUCAUUAAUUACUGCUUUAGAGAUGAAAAAUGUGAGGAAUAGUUGAAUAGAUUUUCAAAUUUUCCUCCAUUUUUUUCUUCCAAUAGGAUAAAAAGUGCAAUAUCAAGGAGACAGCGAGUGAGUCGACUGCAGCAUUGACGUUGGUUCACAGUGACAUUGGGGAUUAAUCGAGUUAAUUGGGAAGCGAAGUACUUUAUUUUAAGGUUUUUUGGAUUUUUGGGGGAGGUGAGGGGUGGUUACAGUCAAAAAUCCUAUAAUGUCGCUCUGUACCCUCGUCAACAACUUUAUGUAGCAUUCAGUGACUAUUUUUUUGUAAAUAACGAGGUAAUAAAAAUAUAAUUCUUAUCUUUGACGAUAUCAAA
Messenger RNA from Diachasmimorpha longicaudata, 2980 nucleotides. RefSeq names its product cuticlin-4-like (gene pio). The coding region runs from base 722 to 2005 and encodes 427 amino acids. The record is from RefSeq and is a predicted model, not a curated record. The transcript has 9 exons. Lineage: Eukaryota; Metazoa; Arthropoda; Insecta; Hymenoptera; Braconidae.